Messenger RNA from Paracoccidioides lutzii Pb01, 1647 nucleotides. RefSeq names its product C2 domain-containing protein. The transcript is spliced from 2 exons. Gene Ontology annotation, biological process: positive regulation of gene expression. The coding region runs from base 1 to 1647 and encodes 548 amino acids. The record is from RefSeq and is a predicted model, not a curated record.
AUGGUUAUGCCCUCGCGCCGCCCUUCCGCCCAAACCGCUUCUUCAAGUCACCCCGCUGGAGGCUUCGACGACACCCCGGUUCCCUGCGCCGCCCCGGGCUUUACGCUCAAAUUCACUAUUCAUCGUGCUGCCAACCUUCCAAUCGCUGAUAUCAGCACCCUUUCUGCCGACCCUUUCGUUGUCGCCCGUCUCACUGCAGACUCCCCUCGCCGCCACAAAGAGGACCCUGACCUGGUUUACCGCACCCCAACUGUUACACGGAAUGUUAACCCUGUUUGGAACUGCGAAUGGAUUGUCGCCAACGUCCCCGCCUCCGGGUUCGAGUUGAAAUGCCGUAUCUACGAUGAGGACCCCGUCGAUAGUGAUGACAGACUCGGAACAGUCGACCUCGUCGUGCCGUCCAUACCCGAAGACUGGCCAGGCAUCCACGAAGAGUCUUUCCGGGUGCACAAAGGCAUGGCCAGCAAGAGAGUCUACUUCUUCAGAUCCGUGAGCAUAGUCUGCUGCAGAGGUAAACAUCUGAACCCUUCUCUGUUCCUCAGUGUUCAAUGCCUUGGCAGGACCGCCGCCGAAGAUGGGGAUGCUCGCAUGUACACCGUUGGGCCCAACUUCUGGAGUAAACACUUCUCACCCUUAAUCGGGCUUCUGGCUGGUACCGUUGACGCUGAACCAUCCCAAGACGGCAAAAAGACCACAACCAGAUAUAAUUUUCAAGCUAUUCAAAUUCAGUUGAAAGGCCCAGUACCGGCCUCCCUCUACCAUCGAUAUGUCGAAUUCAAGCCUUUCGUAGAAGGCAUGUUUACUUCGCAGAGCCUUCGUGGCCGCAUUCUCAACCGUGCUCUUCAUCACCAACAUGUCCGGAUCUACAACUUUGAUCGAUCUACAGUCUAUGGGGUAUUCCCUGCCCCCUCACCUCAACUCACUCAUCAGUUCCUCGAAUUCGUCCACUACGACCAGGGCGGCAGGAUAUUCACCUAUGUGAUUACCCUGGACGGCCAAUGGCGGUUUACGGAGACGGGGAAGGAAUUCGGCAUCGACAUGCUAAGCAAACACACAAUGCACAGCGACGUUUCAAUCUACAUUGCGUACUCUGGUGAAUUCUUUGUUAAACGUCGUUUGUCCCAUUCCCGGAAACACAGAAGUCGGUCCCCGCGUCCCAGCUCAGAGUUAGCAGAUGACUCUAUUUGUCGAGCUACAUCGCCAGCCGCUGCUAGUGAUGCUGCCGUGCCAGUAUCGUAUGACCCCGCUGUAUACGAACUCAUUAUUGAUAACGACAGCGGCACGUAUCGCCCCAAUGCCCAAUUGCUUCCGGAACUUAAAAAGUUCUUAUUUAUGAACCUGCCCGGACUGCAGGUGACAACCCUCGACUGCCAGGCGGAUUCGGAACAAUUGGAGAAACUCAAAUCUGAACAGCGAGCCCGCAAGACUCGAGGUCGCCGAGAAAUCACCUAUAUACAGCAUGCUGCCUCGUUCUCCUCGAUAUCCUCGGAAGACCUGGGUGAAUAUUACAGGCAGUCGUCGGGUGCACCAGCUGUGCCGAGCACGGGACUUAAACCACUGAAGCGUUUGUCCAAGCCCAAAACGCAGCUAAUGAAAUGGGCAAAGCAAACAACAUUAAACGAGAUGGCAAUGACGUGGGUUAGGUGA